Messenger RNA from Cucumis melo (muskmelon), 1993 nucleotides. RefSeq names its product protein ANTAGONIST OF LIKE HETEROCHROMATIN PROTEIN 1. NCBI's taxonomy places the organism in Eukaryota, Viridiplantae, Streptophyta, Magnoliopsida, Cucurbitales, Cucurbitaceae. The transcript has a single exon. The coding region runs from base 285 to 1772 and encodes 495 amino acids. The record is from RefSeq and is a predicted model, not a curated record.
AAUUCAUAUAUAUUUCAAUAUUCAAAAGCUUUCUUCUUUGUUUUGGUUUUUGUAAUCUCUGUGUUCACAUUGUAGAGUCAAACCUGUAAUCAUAAUCUUCCAAAGGAAGAAGGAAGAAGAAGAAGAAGAAGAAGAAGAAUCGUAUCAACAAAAACCCUCAUUUUUCUCUUCAAAAUCCCAUUUCAGAAAAACCCCAUAAUUUGAUUUUCCAUCUCUUUCAAAAUUUUCUGAACCCUUUUUUUUUCUUUCGUUUUUUUAUCCUCAUUCUGACACUGUUCUUCCCAAUGAAUGAUUCCACCAACGGAAACGUGAGGAAGAGGACUAGAGCUGAUGAAGUCGACGAAGACGACGAUUUGAUGGGAAAAAAUGGCGGAGGAAAGGGUUUGAAAGGGUUGGUUACUUCUCUGUUGUUGUUAGAUGAACAGGACAAGUGUGAACAGGAUGAACAAGACAGAAUUUCGGUGGAGGCGAAGAUUUCGAUGGAGGUGAAUCACAGGAAGAAGACCAAAGCCAUGGUUGAUUUCUAUUCCGAAGUUCAAGAUUACUAUUCUGAAGUUGAAGAAUCCGACCGAAUGAAACGGAAGAAAUCGCGAUUAGCAGCUAACUCUGUUGCAGUUGCGGCCGUUUCCGAUGGAUUACAGAGAAUCGAAAACGAAAAAUCAAACAAACGUGGCGGCGAUGGCGGUGGAGGAAGCGGUGGUGGUGGCCAUCACCGGAGACUCUGGGUAAAAGAUAGGUCAAAAGCUUGGUGGGAUGAAUGUAACAGUCCCGAUUAUCCCGACGAAGAAUUCAAGAAGCAAUUCAGAAUGGGUAGAGCAACUUUCGAUAUGAUCUGUGAAGAACUUAAUUCCGCCAUAGCUAAAGAAGAUACAACCCUCCGAACCGCCAUUCCCGUGCAGCAAAGAGUCGCUGUUUGCCUAUGGAGAUUAGCCACCGGCGAUCCACUUCGAGUUGUAUCGAAGAAAUUCGGAUUAGGUAUUUCAACUUGCCACAAACUAGUUCUCGAGGUUUGCACCGCCAUUAGAACAGUACUAAUGCCGAAGCAUCUUCAAUGGCCGGAAGAAGAAACACUCAGAAGAAUCAAAGAAGAAUUCGAAUCAAUUUCCGGAAUCCCCAACGUCGUUGGUUCAAUGUACACCACACACAUUCCGAUCAUCGCUCCCAAAAUCAGCGUCGCAGCUUAUUUCAACAAACGCCAUACAGAAAGAAAUCAAAAAACAUCAUACUCAAUUACAGUUCAAGGAGUGGUGGAUCCAAGAGGAGUUUUCACAGACGUUUGCAUCGGUUGGCCAGGAUCAAUGCCGGACGAUCAAGUUCUUGAGAAAUCUGCUCUGUUUCAAAGAGCAAAUGGGGGAUUAUUGAAAGGGGUUUGGAUUGUUGGAGGAUCAAGUUAUCCAUUAAUGGAUUGGGUUUUAGUUCCUUAUACACAGCAACAUUUAACAUGGACACAACAUGCAUUUAACGAGAAGAUCGGAGAGAUUCAAAAGGUGGCUAAAGAUGCAUUUGCACGGCUGAAGGGACGGUGGCGUUGCCUACAGAAACGAACAGAGGUAAAGCUUCAAGAUUUGCCGGUGGUGCUUGGAGCUUGUUGUGUUCUUCAUAAUAUUUGUGAAUUGGGGAAUCAAGAAAUGGAUACAGAGCUUUUAACAGAGCUUCAAGAUGAUGAAAUGGCACCUGAAAUGGCUUUAAGGUCAGUACCUUCCAUGAAAGCAAGAGAUGCCAUUGCUCAUAAUCUGCUCCACCAUGGCCUCGCUGGGACUUCUUUUCUUUAAUGAAACAACUCAAGAUUCUUUCCCUUUUGGGUAAUUCCUCAUCAAAAUUGUUCAUCAUUUUACUAAUAUGUUUUUUUCUUCUCAAAAUUAUUUUUUCAUAUGUUUUUGUUAUGAAAUUGAAAUUACAAAGAAAUAUUUGUAGUUUAGGAUCAUAUACAUGUUAGAAUUUAGAUAUUACCAAACAUGACAGAAUGGAUUUUAGAUGGAAUGUUCAAUUCUUU